AUUCCAACAUCACCUCAACUCUUCGCGCGAAUCGAAGAAUUCAUAGGACUUCGAAACGAAAAUGACGGGAGCUCAGGUGCUGACAUGUCCAUAAGGUCAUGGGGCGGUCAAUCCGGAAAGCCGUGGAAUUGGAGGGCUGAAUGUGGAAUAAGUCAAAUUAUUAUCCGUCAUGGCGGCGUUAUAGACUCAAUCAUGUGCAAAGGUCAUGCCGAGCAGGCUACCACCAAAAGGUUUGGAGGAAAGGGUGGUGACAAAACCGAAUUCAUUGAUAUCGAUUAUCCGAACGAGUUUCUGACGGGCAUAAGUGGGACCGUGGGACAUUACGGAAACAGUGAAAAUGUAGUGACUUCCAUUGAAAUAAUCACAAACCGAUUCAAAUACGGGCCUUUUGGGAAGCAAGUUGGCACACAAUUUAGCUUCCAUGCGGAGAAUGGAGUGGUUAUAGGCUUUCAUGGUCGAGCGGACUCAUACAUGAACGCCAUUGGUGUAUACCUUAGGAUGGUGUCAGUGAAGAAGGAAUGGGAAUUCGAUAAGGUGGCCAUGAAGAAGGAAUCGAAAAUCAUUAAAUUACCGAUUCCUUUGCCACGAAGCCCCGGACCUUGGGGCAACGUGGAAGGAGGCAAACCAUGGGAUGAUGGAGUCUUCUCCAAAGUCAAGGAAGUCAACCUUCACUUAUGUCUCCUUAAAAAUAUCAUAUGUGGUGUCCAGUUUCUUUACGAGAGGAGGAAUGGUUGCGACGUUCUUUCUCGUUUGCAUGGUAGCUUGUAUGGCGGAAGAAUUGAAAAGCUUAAGUUGGGCGACGAUGAUUUUGUGGUUGGCGUGGAAGUUUUUUACGGGCCAAUUGAGGGGGUCGAUGCAAUUAAAUCGCUCAAGUUUAAUACGAAGAAGAAGGAAUGGGGUCCUUUUGGUAUGGAGGUUGGGAGAUAUUUCAACUCGAAUAUGGGUAGCAAUGGAGUGGCAAACGAGUAUUGGAGCUCAGGUGAAGAGAUAUCCGUAAGGUCAUGGGGGGGCCAAUUAGGAAAGCCUUGGAAUUGGAGGGCUAAAUUUGGAAUAAGGCAAAUUAUUAUCAGUCAUGGCGAUAUAAUUGACUCGAUCGUGUUCAAAGACCAUGCCGAGGCUACCACCAAACGUUUUGGAGGAAAGGGUGGUGAUAUAACUGACACCAUUGAUAUCGAUUAUCCAUACGAGUUUGUUACGGGCGUAAGUGGGAGUGUGGGACAUUACUACGACAAUGGAAAAGUAGUGACUUCCCUUAAAAUAAUUACGAAUCGUUGCAAAUACGGACAUUUUGGGAAGGAAGUUGGCACGUACUUUAGUUUCCAUGCCGAGAAUGGAGUGAUCAUAGGGUUUCAUGGGCGGGCAGACUCGUACAUUAACGCCAUUGGUGUCUACGUUAGGAAAAUAAAGUUGCCAAUUAUGGAAUCGGACAAUGUGGAUGGAGGCAAACAAUCUGAUCGAGAAUAUGAAAUAGUCUGA
Messenger RNA from Striga asiatica, 1476 nucleotides. Lineage: Eukaryota; Viridiplantae; Streptophyta; Magnoliopsida; Lamiales; Orobanchaceae. The record is from the annotation of a GenBank genome assembly.